Messenger RNA from Aplosporella prunicola CBS 121167, 504 nucleotides. RefSeq lists its product as uncharacterized. The record is from RefSeq and is a predicted model, not a curated record. Lineage: Eukaryota; Fungi; Ascomycota; Dothideomycetes; Botryosphaeriales; Aplosporellaceae. The transcript is spliced from 2 exons. Bases 1 to 504 code for a protein of 167 amino acids.
AUGUUCAACAAGACGCUGCUCUUCCUCGUCGUCGCGCUCCUGGCCGUCGCGCAGGUCGCCCUCGCCGACACCCCGCCCGCCUGUCUCCUCACCGUCAUCGGCGGCACCGACAACCCUUCCGACGUCGCUACCAUCUGCAAGGACAAGGCCAUCGCGGGCAAGAUCGGCGAUGCCUGCACCGGCGACGAGUCCACGGCCGCCAUGAGCGCUUUCGCCUCCGUCUGCAAGGCCGCCGGCGUCACUGUCUCUACCACCGCUUCGGCCUCUGGCAGCGCCUCCGCCUCCGCGUCCAAGACCGCCUCCGCCAGCAAGACGGCCAGCACCUCAGACAGCAAGAGCACGUCGACCGCCUCCAGCAGCAGCGACGACGACGCGUCCAAGACGUCCGCAGCCGCGACGUCCGCGUCGGCGACCGGCUCCAGCGCCGGCGUCCCGCGCCUCAACCAGCCCGCCGCCAUCUUCGGCCUCAUGCUCGCCUCGCUCGGCGCCUACAUCCUCCUGUAA